AGCCCCACCGGGACGUACCGGUCCGUGGGAGAGACGUACUCGGUGGCCAGAGGGCUGAGGACGAGCCCCGGGAACCGCUGGCGGAGGCGCAGGGUUCGCAGCAGCCCCCUUUCGGGCCAGUUUCCUCCCGGUGCACCUCUUGGGAUCGCAGUGCCCGAGCUCCCACAUGGCAAGAGGGCAGGGGAGCUUCGCCUCGGGGCCCGUCCCCGCGCAGCCUCGCCUUCCAGGCAGGCUGAAAAGAACAGACGCGUGUUAGAUCCCAGCAGCAGCCCGGCCCGGCCCCACGCCCCGGCAGCACUCAGCGCAGGCCCCGUGUCCGGCCCGGAACCCCCCACGCACUCCGCACCUCUCAGCGCGGCCUCCGCGUCCGCCGCGAAAGUCUCGAGGGCUGCCAGCACCGCGUCGGCCGCGCCUCCGCGGGUUACACCGCCGGCCGCGCUCCAUGGCCCCACGCCUGGGCGGAGCCCCCGUCUUCCGCUUCCGCGGAAAAAGCCGAUGGCGGCCGCCUGGCUCCUGCUGCUGCUGCCAGGGCUGGGUAUCUUCGCCUCGGCGGGAAAGAUGAAGAUCGUCGAGGAGCCGAACACGUUCGGGCUGAAUAACCCCUUCUUGCCUCAGACGAAUAGGCUGCAGCCGAAGAUGUCUCCGUCUGCAGUAUCAGGCCCUGCACAUCUAUUUAGGCUUGCUGGCAAGUGUUUCAGUUUUGUGGAAUCCACAUACAAGUAUGAGUUCUGUCCUUUCCAUAAUGUCACUCAGCAUGAGCAGACUUUUCGAUGGAAUGCCUAUAGUGGGAUUUUAGGAAUCUGGCAUGAAUGGGAAAUUGACAACAACACCUUUGUUGGAAUGUGGAUGAGGGAAGGAGACUCAUGUGAAACUAAGAGCAGACAGACAAAGGUUCACCUUGUUUGUGGAAAAAGCAAUAAAUUGGCUUAUGUGUCUGAGCCGAGUACUUGUGUUUACUCUCUGACAUUUGAGACUCCUCUUGUGUGCCAUCCCCACUCUCUUUUGGUCUACCCAACUCUGACUGAACCACUACAAAGGAAGUGGGAUGAAGCAGAGCAGCUUCUGUAUGAUGAACUAAUAACAGAUCAGGGAUACAAAAAAAUGCUGCAAGAGAUUUUUGAGGAAGCAGGAUUUCUAAAAACAACAGAAGAAAAGGAAGAUGAAAUACAGAGUAAGAAACUAAGUCUGGAAUUUGAAACAGUGGAGAAGUGCAGGAAGGAAUACAAGCAACUUUCUAAAGAAGUAAAAAGACUUAAAGAUUUAUUAAGUCAGCAUGGCAUUGCAUACAAAGGAAAUUCUGGUGAAAAUACCGGUGUGGAACAUGAGAGUCACAAACAGGGGACUACAGUGACAAGUGCUCUUAAUGGGUCAAAGGAUGAUGAGCACCUGCAUGGAGAUACAGGGAUUUGGAAUGACACUGCAUGAAGAAACUUGGGUGGUGAACAGUGAGUUCAUACAGAACGUGUAUCGUGGCACUAAGAUGGUUUGCUGUCUGCAAGUAUUCUUGACUUGAUUUUCUGCCCUAGAGCAAAGGCAACAUUAUGGACCAAGGGCUCGCUGUUUCUGGGAACAGUUGGCUGGUCUCUGAGAAAGUGAAACUUUGCUGAGACUGGUAUUGCACACAUGUUUAGAGAUUGUGGUCUCCAGUUCCAGCUUUAUUUUCUUACAUCAAGCAUGGUAACAGAUGGUGGAAAUAAAAAAUACUUCGACUAAUGCUGGAAGAGGUAUGAACGUACAA
This is a messenger RNA of Calypte anna (Anna's hummingbird), 1738 nucleotides long. It is a transcript of the gene GNPTG, whose product is annotated as N-acetylglucosamine-1-phosphate transferase subunit gamma. The coding region runs from base 496 to 1425 and encodes 309 amino acids. The record is from RefSeq and is a predicted model, not a curated record. Gene Ontology annotation, cellular component: Golgi apparatus. The transcript is spliced from 11 exons. NCBI's taxonomy places the organism in Eukaryota, Metazoa, Chordata, Aves, Apodiformes, Trochilidae.